UGGUGGUGGAUCCAAUCCAAACCCGUUUCGUAGCAUUUCGCGGGCUAAACACAGAGGUUAACUCGACGCGUUUCUGAUUUAAUGUUUAUUGAGAUCAGGUGAGAGAAGUUCGACGUUGUUCAAUUUAAAGCGAAUGCAACCAAACCAACAUUCGGCCGGUGACUGCUCAGUUGGAGAUUAUGUUUCGCGACUGGAACCGUGGUACUUAAUUAGGGUUGCACGAAGGAUCCUCUUGCCGAGUAAAUGGCUGUGAUGGACAGUGGAAAUUCCGCUUCCGGUGACCACACCUUCGCUAAAAAUGUAGAUGCAACCCCGAGAGCCGAACGGAGAGUCACCAGAGGGUCCAGACAGAGGGCAGUGGACAGUGUGACCAAGAAGUUUCUCAGGAACUUUGACCCAGAGCACAGCGAAAGGGAGAAGCGUAAGCUCCACAGAAGACUAUACCAGGGUCACAAGAGACAUGCAUUGUACGAUGAUAAUGGGAUCUAUAUACAGACAGGAGAUGACCUGUGUGACUGUAUGAACCUGAAUUGUGCAGGUUGUCACUUCCCCUGCAGCAAGUGCUCCUCCACCAAAUGUGGUCAUGACUGCAGGAUCAACCGCAAGUGGACCUAUGAUUCCAUUGAGAAUGAAGGCAGUGACCUAGUGAUAAAGAAUCCUCUAUUAAAAGAGACCUGAGAGGUCCAAGCAAUUUUCAGACUAGCUGUGUGGUUCGAGGGCUCUGUUCCUUCAACAAAAAACUAUAUCUCUAAGUUAAGAUCUCUAUUAGAUUAGACACGACGGAAUGUCGUUUGAAUGUGUAAAAAGUAAUAAAGUUAUACAAGCGUU
Megalopta genalis is the source of this 828-nucleotide messenger RNA. Its product is annotated as ARL14 effector protein. Gene Ontology annotation, cellular component: intracellular membrane-bounded organelle. Lineage: Eukaryota; Metazoa; Arthropoda; Insecta; Hymenoptera; Halictidae. The record is from RefSeq and is a predicted model, not a curated record.